CCUAAGGCCAGGAAGGCAAAACCAGAGCCAACCAAAGAUAUCUCUUCUUGGUAUAGAAUUCACAGCUGCAGAGCGAGAGAGAGAGAGAGAGAGAGUUUUGGAAACAAUGGGUGUAUUCGGAGAUGGGAAUGGUGGAAGGAGGAGGAGCAGUGAGACGGGCGAGGAGGAAACGACGUCGUUGAGGAAGAGGAACGAGGAGCUGGAGAAGGAGCUGAGGAAGAGCCAGGAGAGGGAGGAGCAGAUGAAGAAGGAUCUGCAGAGGGCGUGGGAGAGGCUCCGUGUCGCCGAGGAGGCGGAGGAGCGCCUCUGCUCCCAGCUCGGCGAGCUGGAGGCCGAGGCCGUCCACGAGGCGCGUGAGUACCAAGCCCGCCUACUCUCUCUCGUCGACCAGCUCUCCCGGGCCCACCACCCCUCCCCUUCUCCUCCUCCUUCCGUUCGUUCUUGAUCACUCAUCUUUGGCUUUUGGCCGGGUGUACAAACAUGUGGAAGAAUUGAAAUUCGAGCCAAUUUUUGUUUAUAUAAUGUUGAAGUCUAUUGUUAAUAUGUUAUGUAAUUUAGUUCAAGA
Corylus avellana is the source of this 565-nucleotide messenger RNA. Its product is annotated as protein RESPONSE TO LOW SULFUR 3. Gene Ontology annotation, biological process: cellular oxidant detoxification. Lineage: Eukaryota; Viridiplantae; Streptophyta; Magnoliopsida; Fagales; Betulaceae. The record is from RefSeq and is a predicted model, not a curated record.